ACAGUGGGUUAGAGCGCCCUUCUGGUCGUAGCCUCGUCGUACACUAGUGUGUAGGAUUCGAACUGCCCCCAGCUGGUGUGUGAGACACUGAGUGGGAAAUGCAGAGACAGCAAAGCAGAGCACUACCCGAAUAGACACAGCUACUGAGCAGAGAGACGCCGCCGCCUAAAAAAAAGAACCGACCGACAUUUCAGGAGAGAUUCCUUUACAGCUUCACUGCAAAGCACGACACAUUUGUCUGGCUGCAUUCACAGCAAAGAACUGCCCUGCCUGAUCAUCAAUAUUACCGGCGUACACAAGAAACAUGGGAGGCAAGCUGAGCAAAAAGAAGAAGGGAUAUAAUGUGAACGACGAGAAAGCAAAAGACAAGGACACUAAGGCUGAAGGGGCAACAGCAGAAGAAGGAGAGGCACAGAAAGAGAACAAGGAGGAGAUCCCAGCAGUGGCGGAGACUAAAGAAGGAACAGAUGAGAAAACAGAUAAAGACUCCAAGCCUGAUGCCAACCAGACAGAUACCAAGGCCGAGAACAAGGAGGAACCAUCUAAAACUGAGGGAGAGAAGGCAGCUUCUAAUUCUGAGCCAAAGGCUGAGCCCCCUCAGAGUACAGAGCAGGCCAUACCCAAGCAGGAAGAGCAGAAGUCGGCAACUCCUGCAGUAUCUCCACAAGCUAGUGAGGCCCCUGCCCCUGCUGUUUCAGAGCCUAGUGCAGAUGUAAAAGCCCAGGCUCCUGCACCACCCAUUGCAGUUAGCAAAGCAGAAGAGAAGAGCGCCAGUAAGGAUGAGGUCCAGGCCAAAAAGACUGAGGCCCCCGCUGCUCCAGUAGCCCAGGAAGCUAAAAGUGAGGCACCAGCCCCAGAGCCAAAGCCCACGGAAGCAGCUGCUGCUGCCGCUGCCACUGCCUCAGCCCCACCUCCCAAGGAGGCCCCAGUCAAGGAGGUAGCACCUAGUACAACCCCUGUAGCCACCGACAGUGCCGUCCCAGCACAGGAGGUUAAAGCCACAGAGGUUCCCCUUGCUAACCAGGAUAAAACCGUAGCAGUUCAAGAAUAAUGGACAGCCUCUUUAAAAAAAAAAAAAAACAAAACAAAAAAAAACCUGCAUUCUCUUUCUGCUGUACAAACGAACUUGAUCAAAGUCCGUUUUACCCACACCACCUUUCAUGUCCAAUGGAAUACCACACCACCCCCUCAGCCUGAAGUUUCAUCAGGAAAUGUCUCAGUUCACAAAAAAAUCAUUGUUUUUUUUUCCUGGACUCUUGUGUUGCAGAUGCCUGAAAAUGAAAUGGAAGAGGUAGAAUCUACUAACCAUAUAUGCACUCUGCCAGUACCAUUAAGACCCUUAAGGUUUCUAUGUUUUCAUCUCUGCCUGUUGGGUCAGUGCUAAGGCAAUCAGAUCUUGUUUUUUUUUGUAUUGUUACUUAUGUUUUGUCUGUAUGUUUUAUACAGGUAAUAACCAUCACAUUCAACACAAUUAGAACGGAAGCAUUCCAGAUUACAGUGCCAAUUUGAAAGUAGAAUUUGUUUCUCUUUCUCUUUCUUCCUAUCACUCCAGUGUCUUUAAUUUGGGACAUAUCUACCAUAUAUAGUCUACUUAGAUUUAUCUAUAUGUAUGUAUAUAUAUAUAUCUUUCUUGCUCUUUGUUUCUGUCUCUUUCUCCUUCUAUCUUGACAAGUUAAUGCAUGUCCGUGGUUGGGUGCACCUGUAGUUCUGUCUUUCGGUCAAGUGGAAAUGGAAAAAAAAAUUAAAAUAAAAUGUCUGCAUUCAUUGCCAUUCCAGUCUCUCUUCCAUACCGUGUCACUGACACUACCCCACCACUCACUGAUAUAAAAGUAAAAAAAAAAAAAGAAUUGUAACAUGGAUUCAUUCAAAUUCUAUGUAAUUGUAUAAAUGGUGCAACAGUAAUAAAAUGUAAGUAAUUAAAAACAA
Molecule: messenger RNA, 1926 nt
Organism: Polyodon spathula (Mississippi paddlefish)
Lineage: Eukaryota; Metazoa; Chordata; Actinopteri; Acipenseriformes; Polyodontidae
Product: brain acid soluble protein 1 homolog
Exons: 3
Coding region: 305-1051 (248 amino acids)
Source: RefSeq, a predicted model, not a curated record